Messenger RNA from Etheostoma cragini (Arkansas darter), 428 nucleotides. Its product is annotated as spastin-like. Bases 85 to 390 code for a protein of 101 amino acids. Lineage: Eukaryota; Metazoa; Chordata; Actinopteri; Perciformes; Percidae. Gene Ontology annotation, molecular function: ATP hydrolysis activity. The record is from RefSeq and is a predicted model, not a curated record. The transcript has 5 exons. Gene Ontology annotation, cellular component: microtubule cytoskeleton.
GUGGAACAGGAUUAUGAUGUAGUACCUCGGUUAUAGUAAACUGUGUUUCAGGUCCAGUCGGGGGGCGAUGAGCGGGUUCUGGUGAUGGGGGCCACCAACCGCCCGCAGGAGCUGGACCAAGCCGCUCUCAGGCGUUUCUCUAAGCGUGUGUACGUGGCUCUGCCCGGCGAGGAGACCCGGGUCCGUCUGCUGAGGAACCUUCUGGAGAAACACAGCAAUCCGCUGACUCAGCGAGAGCUCAGCCAGCUCGCUAGACUGACAGAGGGCUACUCCGGCAGCGACCUCACCUCAUUGGCUAAAGACGCCUCCCUGGGACCAAUCAGAGAGUUGCAUCCGGACCAAGUGAGGAACAUGGAGGCCAGUGAGGUGAGUUCACUUCCCUCCAGGUAAUGUUGGAAACUGGUCCAGGAUUAAAAGUGAAACAAGCU